This is a messenger RNA of Portunus trituberculatus (swimming crab), 528 nucleotides long. RefSeq lists its product as uncharacterized. The record is from RefSeq and is a predicted model, not a curated record. Bases 178 to 528 code for a protein of 116 amino acids. The transcript is spliced from 5 exons. Lineage: Eukaryota; Metazoa; Arthropoda; Malacostraca; Decapoda; Portunidae.
GAAAACUGGAGGGACCACUUCAUUUGGACAGUGCCACAGUUCCUACUAAUACAUAUUGGGCUCACAAGCAGACACGCAGUGUUGUCCAAAGAGGCACUGGGCAGCUGAAACACCGAUUUCAUGUCUUGCACAGUGAGGUCCGGGUCAGCCCACCAUUGAAGGUGUGCAAGAUGGUGCAUGUUUGUGCUAUGUUGCACAAUAUAUGUAAAGACAGGAAUAUUCCUAUUCCUAUUGAUGCAGGCCACCCUGACUUUGAAGAGCAGCAGCACGACAUCGUACAAGAAGUGCCACCACUUCCAGCUGCUCGACAAAAUCCGGGUCGCCUGUAUCGAGAUGAAUUCUGCAACUUGCAUUUCAACAAUCCUGCCAGAAACAUGGCCCACCUGCCCCACCACUGAUCUGGUGACACAUGCAGAGAUCAAUUUUGCAACUUGCAUUUCAACAUUCCUGCUUGAAGUGUGGAUCUCCUGCCCUUCAGCACACAUGGCCAGUCACAUGCCAAGCCUGUCCAGGUCUCGUAUUCUGUAA